ACUUUGGUUGACUGGCGGAGAGAGGGGGUGUCUGUGCGUCGGUAACGUAACGGGGAGAGAGAGAGAGAGAGAGAGAGAGGCUUGAGUGGAAUGUUUUCUCGCAAUAUUUUCUCGCCAAUGAAUAUGGACCUUUCUCUUCCUUAACCAGUCUGUUCUCUUUCUCUAGCGUUCAUAUUCAUCUGUCACUUACGCCCCCUCAUCACUCGAUCCUUCCAUAACCACUUCACACUCCCAUUCACUCAUCUUCGGAGCUCUCCAGAUCUUGUCUCUCCCCCAGCUAUGGCAGAGUUGACCAGAAUGUUGAUAGAGGUGAAUCUGCAGUGCUCACGCUGCUGCAAGAAGAUACACGAAGUUCUCUGCAAAAUUACCCAUAUCCGAGACCGGAUUUACAAUGAAAAGCAGAACACGGUUUUAAUCUCCGUGUGCUGCAGCCCGGAGAAAAUCAAGCGGAAGAUCAUCUGCAAGGGUGGCAAGACGGUACAGAGCGUCGAGAUCCUGCCCAAGAAGCCCAAAACAGUCAGGUUCAAUUUGCCACCUAAAGAAACCGCCAAGCAGCCUGCUCCUGCGCUGGUGCCAGAACUGCGCCGGAAAGCCCACAAAGCUCAUCCACAGAAGGCUCCGUAGCAGGUGCCCCCACCACCGCCUCCAGAUGCACCAAAGCUGGUGAUGGGCUACCCGCCAGGGUAUCCAAUGGUGCGGGUGUAUCCAACAAUGGGGGCGUGUUGUUGUCCCCCAUGUUAUGGAGGGUAUUGUGGGGGACCAUGCUAUUGCGUGUAGAGGAGGCUGGUGAUGUGCUAUGAUGGAUGUGGAAGACCGGCUUGUGAGUAUCCGGGUGGGAAUAGAGGUUCCUAUCCUGGGCAGGGGAGGCCGGUGAUGGGCGAAUGGAUGUGAUAGACCAGCUUGUUAGUGUCAUGGUGUGAUUACUUUAGUGAAGAUAUGGCCACUACAUGCACCUUUAUGUGAUCAAGUUCAAAGUUUCUCAUGUCAAUUACUAUUGUAGGAACUUGUGAAAGAUUCGCAAGUCAAAUGUUUAGGGCUAUCUAGGCGUCUUUAUCAUUGUGGACGUAGAAAGAUUGAUCAGGUUGAUGGCCUAGUGUGGUGCUAUAUGUGGUCAAAUAUGUUCACACCAUGACUUGUUGCUUGUCGGUUUCUUCAUUCAAUAAAAUCGAGUCCUUUUCAUAUC
Eucalyptus grandis is the source of this 1183-nucleotide messenger RNA. RefSeq lists its product as uncharacterized. Bases 280 to 624 code for a protein of 114 amino acids. Gene Ontology annotation, molecular function: metal ion binding. The record is from RefSeq and is a predicted model, not a curated record. The transcript is spliced from 3 exons. NCBI's taxonomy places the organism in Eukaryota, Viridiplantae, Streptophyta, Magnoliopsida, Myrtales, Myrtaceae.